Messenger RNA from Megalobrama amblycephala (Wuchang bream), 964 nucleotides. RefSeq names its product integrin alpha-D-like. Lineage: Eukaryota; Metazoa; Chordata; Actinopteri; Cypriniformes; Xenocyprididae. The coding region runs from base 151 to 678 and encodes 175 amino acids. The transcript is spliced from 6 exons. The record is from RefSeq and is a predicted model, not a curated record.
AUAUUAAUAUUAUUAGCAAUAGCAGUUGGGUGAUUUUACCUCUCUACUUCCUGUGAAGUGAUGUAUCGAUGUUCCCUUAUUCCCUAAGCCGUUCGCAGUGCUCUUCGAACUUAACAUGUUUGUUCCUCUCGGAUUGGAAUAUCACUUAAGAUGGCGGAAUACCCUGUGAAGUCCAUUUCGCAGUCCACUUACGGUCGAAUGGAACGCUCCUUCGAUCACACACACGAGCUGUGCGUUCUCUGUCUGGGAAGAGCAGGCAUGGGCAGAGUGGAGUGUGUGUCUCUGGAUGCUGAGCGAGGAGAUACUCUGGGAAAAACCACUUGCCAAAUCAGUAAACCCAUCCUCAAGGGAAACACUCAGGUUGUGUUUGACAUUACAUACAGUAUUAAUAAAGAAAGUACACUGGGCCAGAAUGUGACGUUUGCUGCUGAGGUCACGAGUGGAAAUGACAAACACUCAAUCAACAGUGAGUUUAAAAAACAGAAAACCAUCGAUGUCAAAUACGCCAUCUAUAUUGCCUUGAUAAGGCAUGAAAGUUCCACCAUCCACAUUAAUUUUACUUCAGGGAAAAGGGAUCUUAUGAAACCUGUCCAGCAGAUAAUAAGGGUUCAGAAUGACCUCAGAGAAUUAAUUUUCAAAGUGUUCAUCAGAGUACCAGUGAAACUUGGUGAUAACUGACAUCUGGACUAAUUCAAAUCUGCAAGUGUGUGAAUUUAUUUCUUAUUUUAUAAGCCAUACAGGUAUACUGAUAAUUGUAAAUAAAUAAUUUCGGUAUGAUGUAGGGAAGAAAAAUGGCAUCCCAUCCUUCACCCAUAAUUGUUUUGAAAUUUGUUUGAAAAUGAAGGGAAACUUGUACUUAUGUUUGAAACCAGUGUUCUGAACUAGGGGGCCUCAGCAAACUUACAAGUAGGCCUCAGGAUGAUGUAAAAGUAUUUAAAUUAAUAAAAUAUUACUAUGAUAUUAA